AGCUAGUUUUGGAAGGUGAAAAACUACUUUGCCCACAUAUUGUAUGAGCUGCAUUGACUCUGGGCAUCCUCUCGUCCUCCUCCGGUGAUGUCACCGCGGACGGAUCCGUCGUAACCGGAGCUGCUGAUGGCGUCACUGCGCGUCUCGAGCGCGCUGGCGGAUCUCAGCAGCAGCAGCAGCAGCGAAGAGCGACGCGAGCGUGGCUCCGGCGGCCGGGAUCGAGCGACGCCCAGCCGGACACCGAGCGAGGAGACGAUGCAGGCUGUAGCGGAGGAGCUGCGGGCCGGCUCCCGGAUCCCGGUGACCGUCGAGCAGAUCGUCAACGACACGCUGGUGGUGACGCUCACGUACCGCGAGAGGAGCUACACCGGCGUCCUGCUGGACUGCAGCAGAAAGACUGGGCUGUUUUGCCUUCCAGACGUUUUUGGAAAAUCCGAAGAGAGCCUCAUAUUGAAACCGGACUGUGAAGUCUCGAGUGAAGAGGCUUCCUCUGAACCUGUUAGUCAGCUGACGCAGCGACCAAAAGAUGAGAACACGGAGCCUGAGGUGGCACCUCCGCCCGCUCCCGUACCCAUCCCGGUGCAACCGGGCCAGCCCACAUAUCCGCCGUACUUCGAAGGCGCCCCGUUUCCGCAGCCCAUGUGGGUCCGGCACACAUACAACCAAUGGGUACCGCAACCACCGCCACGUCCAAUCAAGAGGAAGAAGAGACGAAGUCGAGAAACUGGAAGGAUGACCAUGAGCACAAUCCGACUGAGACCUCGGCAGGUGCUGUGUGAGAAAUGCAAAAACACACUAAACAGCGACGAGGAGAGCAAAGAUGGACCAACGGUGCCCAAGACGUCUAGGAAGGAGAACGCUCCUCAAACUGAGGAGGACACUAAAUCAACCCCAGCCAAGAGGAAGGACGACGGAGACAACAACAACAAAGAGUCAAAGAGACGAGAGGAAUCGACGGUCUAUGACAGCAAACGCUUCCGCAAGGACAAGAAAGACGAUGAGAAGCUUCCCAAAGGGGACAUCGUUCCCCAUAGUCCCGUGAUUAAGAUCUCUUAUAGCACUCCACAAGGCAAAGGCGAAGUGAUGAAGAUCCCCUCGAGGGUUCACGGUUCUGUCAAACCUUUCUGCCCGAAGCAGCUUCUGCAGAAUGGCCACGGAGAGCAAAACGCUUCCAAGGAAUCCCAAAAAGUCAUGCAAUCUCCUGUAGACACCAUCCGAACGGGUCUUACCAUUUCAAUUCCCAAACUCAAGCUCCCAAAGUUGAGUAAUCCGGACGCCCAUUCACCCAAGAUACACUUGAGAUCCCGGGCCGACGGAGCGGAGCAGGUGUCCGCUUACGAGGCGGAACUAGUGGACGGCGUUCGGAGGAAAAGUCCUAGAGUUCCCAACUCUCAGUCUGAAGAUGGUGCGGAGAAGAAUUCGCUAGAGCUUUGGUCAGGCGAGGAAGUGGAACGGCACGGCGACUUGACUUUACUCAUCAACUUCCGGAAGAGGAAAGCAGACUCGUCGAGCCUCUCCGUGUGCAGCAGUGACAGUCUAGACGAGUCCAAGUCGUUCAGCUCCGACGGAACGUCACCGGAAAUCUGCGACCUCGCUCCAGGCGACGAUAUCGCAGUCUCGUCUUCCUCUCAAGGGGAAAGUAAGACUGUUCCGCCUCUCACCGUACGACUGCACACUCGCAGCAUGACUAAAUGCGUGACCGAGGAAGGUCACGGCGUAACAGUGGGUGAUGUUGUUUGGGGGAAGAUCCACGGAUUUCCCUGGUGGCCUGCGCGGAUACUCAGUAUUAGUGGUAUUCGUAGAGAAGAAGGCGAGGUCGAUGCUCCUUGGCCCGAAGCUAAAGUCUCCUGGUUCGGUUCGCCCACCACCUCCCAACUCUCAGUUGCCAAACUCUCGCCAUUCCGCGAAUUCUUCAGGUCACGCUUCAACCGCAAAAAGAAAGGGAUGUACCGCCGUGCCAUCAUGGAGGCCGCCAAGGCGGUGGGACACAUGAGUGCCGAAAUCACAUCUCUGCUGACUCACUGCGAAACUUAGAGGACGAGGAUGGCAAUGGACUGGCUGUCAUUCAGGGUUUUGCAGGUGCUCCCAGGAUUUGGCGAUCUCCCCGGAUGGAGAGCGCCUUCGUUUGCCACGGAUAUCAUGAGGGAAGGUGCUUUAUUUCCCUCCACACGCGGCUGUUGGAAGAAAACGCGAUGCGCGGACUGUGUUCGAGGGGCCACGAGGAGAAUGUGGGAACCUCGGAGCGAACAAUUCCCCUGUUUGUCUCUCCAUCUUUCAUUUCUUUGUUUUUUUUAGGACGUACAUGAUAUUAGAACAAGUAGCUCGACACUAAAUCCGAAUGUAUUUAUUCACACAAAAAAAAAGCACUCGACCGGUGACUGGCCUCCUGUAAGAUCUCACUGCUGCUGUUUCUUAUGACUCUGACGUCCGUUUAGGAUUCGAACGGAACGACGAAUAUCCGUAUUAUACAAAACGACAAGUCUUACUGUGUCUGUUUCUUCAGAUUAUGAAAAUGUGAAAUUCCUUUUUUGCAUCAUGUAGGUCUUACACCAUGCAGUAUGUCAGUCGCUUCACUUUCUCUAUCCUCUCCAAGAAAUAUAUCUCUCGUAUGUCUCUCCAUCCUCUUUUUCACUCUUGAUUAUGUGAUGUUUUGCUUUAAUUAUUUAAUGUGUCACGUUAAGAGAAGCACUUUAUCCGUACCUUGGUGGCCUGCUGUGAACACUAACUCGAGUUUGCAGACUCUCGGAGUAGCCAACCCAUCGCUUUUGAAGUGAUUUUUAGUUUUUACGAUUAAAGGAUGCUUACAGGAAGUUGUGUACACUGUAUUCUCACGUUUAGCCCAGUUUACGUUGCUUUCCUCCUUUAUGAAAUGUUCCACUGGAGAUCUGGAGAGAACUGUACGCUCCUAUGCACCGUUUCUUUUAUUAAAGCAUAAAAAGCAGCGUGUUGGUGA
This is a messenger RNA of Sinocyclocheilus grahami, 2953 nucleotides long. It is a transcript of the gene pwwp2b, whose product is annotated as PWWP domain containing 2B. The record is from RefSeq and is a predicted model, not a curated record. Bases 127 to 2034 code for a protein of 635 amino acids. Gene Ontology annotation, molecular function: chromatin binding. Lineage: Eukaryota; Metazoa; Chordata; Actinopteri; Cypriniformes; Cyprinidae. The transcript is spliced from 4 exons. Gene Ontology annotation, cellular component: nucleus; chromocenter.